Messenger RNA from Aspergillus novofumigatus IBT 16806, 537 nucleotides. RefSeq lists its product as uncharacterized. The transcript is spliced from 2 exons. NCBI's taxonomy places the organism in Eukaryota, Fungi, Ascomycota, Eurotiomycetes, Eurotiales, Aspergillaceae. The record is from RefSeq and is a predicted model, not a curated record. Bases 1 to 537 code for a protein of 178 amino acids.
AUGGACUUCUCUCUUCGUCACCAUCAUCCUUUGGAUAUCCUGCUCUUGCUCUACUCUCUUCUCUACUUGUUCGAACCUCGCUUCACUACAACCCCACACAUCCUCUACAACUUCUUGACCUCCUCGUUCACAUCUCUACUCCAGUCAAGCACCGGACCAACAGCCUACCACGACCCCUCCGCCCCGCACCUCGUCCCAGUAGACGACUGCCUAACCUACGAAACAGGAUACCGCCCUAACCUCCCCGGCCAACGAACCUGGUGGAUCUUCUGCCCGAUCACCGGCCUUUUCGCCAACAGCUACUCCCUCCUCGGCGCGAUGAUCGAGUGCGUCGCGCGCGGACAGGCGACCCUCGCGCCGAACUGGGACCGUACCGUCGCCGGCGGCAUCUGGUAUGAUUUUGACUGCGGGGCUGAUGUUUUGGAUGGGCAGGUGCUGAUGGAUAUGGCUGUUAGUGAUAUGCAGAGACGCAUUGAGCGGUAUAUGUAUACGAGUGAUGGGCAGGUGGGGUAUAAGCCUGCGCUUGGGUUUCGGUAG